GCAUUUUCUUGCCGUGGUUUCUCACCAUCUUCGUCGCUAUGUCAAGAUUUCUGAUCUCUAGGAUUGUUGGAAAACAAACGAAAUCUCUUAUUUCGAACCAGAAAGAGAGAGUGUCCCAAUGGGGAAGCUAUAGAACUGCUUUUACAGCUGCUCUAAGGUCGCCUCAAUUCAGAACUUACUCUUCAUCUGGUAGGGUUCUGAGUAAUGGGUAUUGUAUAUUGGCCUUUAGAGAUCUUAAAGGAAGUUUUUUGAGUAAGCAUCUGUCGCGAAGUUAUUCUACUGCACCUGCAAGAAAUGUAGUUAGUCAUCAUGCCCAAGUUGCUUGGAAAAGGCUUCAUUAUAAGUAUUCUGAGCGUAUAAGUACUAUUGCUCAGGCGUUCAGCUUGUCUCUUACCCGUUCACACUUGUUAAUACCUGGGAUCGUUGCUCUCACUUGUGGACAAGUAGCUUGGGCUCAAAGAGCUCCUGGUUCGACGAUUAAUCACUAUGCUUCAGAUAAAUCCCUUUAUACAAGGGCGAAGAAUGGUCCUAUCUUUCUGUCUUCGUUAUUGUUUUCGGUUAUAGAGGGUUUUAUUUUGAUUGGGAGGGCUUUUUAUAUAGCUUGUUUGUUUACUCCUAGUAUUCUGAUGGGGCUGGUUGUGGAAUCAUGUGGGCCUCGUUUUAGGAAAAUUUGGCUUCAGAUGGUCCAUCGAACUCUGGAAAGAGCAGGUCCUGCUUUUAUCAAAUGGGGUCAAUGGGCAGCCACACGACCAGAUCUAUUCCCCAAGGAUUUGUGUUUACAGCUCUCAAAGCUUCACAGUAAUGCUCCUGAGCAUAGCUUUGCCUACACUAAGAAAACUAUUGAGAAGGCGUUUGGUCGUAAACUUUCUGAGAUAUUUGAGGAGUUUGAAGAGGUGCCAGUGGCAUCUGGGAGUAUUGCUCAAGUACAUAGAGCUUCUUUAAGGUUUCAGUAUCCAGGACAAAAGUCCAAGUCUUCGUUGGUUGCUGUUAAAGUUAGACAUCCGGGUGUUGGUGAAUCGAUUAGGAGAGAUUUUGUGAUAAUUAAUUUGGUGGCAAAGAUAUCUACAUUAAUUCCAGCUUUGAAAUGGUUGAGAUUAGACGAGAGUGUCCAACAGUUUGGUGUCUUCAUGUUGUCUCAAGUUGAUCUCGCGAGGGAAGCUUCACAUUUGAGUCGGUUCAUAUAUAACUUCCGUAGAUGGAAGGAUGUCUCUUUCCCUAAACCUGUGUAUCCGCUUGUACAUCCUGCUGUUUUGGUGGAGACAUAUGAGCAUGGAGAAAGCGUGGCACGUUAUGUUGAUGGAAUGGAAGGACAUGAAUGGAUUAAGACUAGAUUGGCUCAUAUCGGGACACAUGCCCUCUUGAAGAUGCUCUUGGUUGAUAACUUUAUUCACGCUGACAUGCAUCCGGGAAAUAUCCUUGUCCGGAAAAAGGCUUCGGGUGGAGGCCUUUUCAAAACGAAGAAGCCUCACAUUGUUUUCCUUGAUGUGGGAAUGACUGCGGAACUCUCAAAGAACGACCGAGAGAACUUACUUGAUUUUUUCAAGGCGGUUGCACGUAGAGAUGGCCGGACUGCUGCUGAACGAACACUUAAAUUAUCAAGAAAGCAGAAUUGUCCCAAUCCAGAGGCUUUUAUCGAGGAAGUAGAGGAGGCAUUCAAAUUCUGGGGAACCCCUGAGGGAGAUUUAGUACAUCCAGCAGAUUGUAUGCACGAAUUACUUGAGAAAGUAAGACGUCAUAGAGUUAAUAUUGAUGGGAAUGUGUGCACUGUGAUGGUGACAACAUUAGUUCUCGAGGGUUGGCAGCGGAAACUUGACCCAGGAUAUGAUGUGAUGCACACGUUGCAAACAAUGGUGUUGAAAACCGACUGGGCUAAGUCUCUUUCUUACACGGUGGAUGGUCUGAUGGCGCCGUAGGAGAAGAAAGGUCCCAUCUUUCUGAAAUUUUGUUUGUUAUCAUCAUAGGAGUCAACAAUUUACACAUCUUAGAUGAGAGAACAUAGAAAGAAAGUACAUGUUCUUGU
Molecule: messenger RNA, 2020 nt
Organism: Arabidopsis arenosa
Lineage: Eukaryota; Viridiplantae; Streptophyta; Magnoliopsida; Brassicales; Brassicaceae
Source: the annotation of a GenBank genome assembly